Molecule: messenger RNA, 3338 nt
Organism: Dermacentor andersoni
Lineage: Eukaryota; Metazoa; Arthropoda; Arachnida; Ixodida; Ixodidae
Source: RefSeq, a predicted model, not a curated record
GUAUCUACAGAUUCAUAGUCAAUCUGUAUUAUUAUUGUAUAAUGUAUGUAUUUCUUUUGUAUUUCGCGCAGCUAACCUGUACAAUUUUAAUUGCUUGAUAUGUUUACCUCCAUACUGGACAUGUAACAUUGAUUUGAUACGAUGUCACCAAUGCAUUUCACAUUAUCUAGCAGAGUGCUGAAUGCCAACAGGAGCGCGAGCCAUUUGUGAGGCCUUUGUAGCCUUUUGCUCCUGCUCCCGUUUCUGUAAUAGAAGCAAAAGUAAACCUUCACCUUCAAUCUUCGCACGAAAAUCUCCCGAAAAAAAAUAAAUAGAAGCUCGUUGUUGCUGUUGUAGUAGGCACUUGGUGUACGUGGCACCAAGCCGCUUGAUUCGGUGGCGUUCGGCGUUGUUUUGCCAUUGAAAAUCCCGUUUGUGGUUUUCGUAGCUUGCGUUUCCCGUGCCCACAAAAAAUCACUUCUUGCGCAUGAAGAAUGCCGAUGUGUCGCAUCAAUUUGGAUCAUAAAAAUUCCGUCGGCAGUAUAUGUAAUCGAAAUGGCUCGUUAAACUUUCGUGUGUAGCCUAUGUCAUCAGGUAAACACCUGAUGACAUACAUUUACGUGCCAUGUACUUAACUGCAUAUGCGCUACGCUUUGCCUUCGGUCUCAUCGCAUAGUACUCUCAGCACUCCGGAAAUCUUUAGUACUAAGUUCCGAGUUAUGACGCUGUGCGGUGCUACCGAAUUGCCAUUCUCGUGACAUCACUGCAAGAUUUAGCGUCAUCGGGGCGCGUCGCCAUAGAAUUAUGAAAUCAGAAGAGGUGCGGACGUCCAGAUUUUCUCUGUGUUCCUCACUACUCCCUUGACAACAAGGCGCGCUAAUGGGGGUUGGUUAGACUGUUAUUGUAUACACGCCGAACCGCUACCUUAAAGCGCCUCCUCUUAUUAUUAAGGUGAAAGCCUUAAGUAGCUCGUUGCAAUGGCUCACAGAAAUUGCAACGAAAAUUGCUCACAAAUUGCUCACAGAAUUCCUCACAAGCAACAAAUUGCUCACAGAAAAAUAAGCGGCGUCAGGUCCAGUGAUACAAAAAAAGUUGACGAGUAGCGCAAAAAAUAUCACCAUCAGCAAUAGCUCGAUCAUACCAACAUAAUUUCGAAUGGCUCAUACCCCCGUAAGCAUCCAAAGAUGCGAUGGCUGAAUAUGAAAGUAGAAACGAAAGAAAGAAAGAACGAAAGAAGGAAAAAAUGAACGAAAGAACAAAGAAAGAGGGAACAAAGAAACCGAGAACAAAAGAAAGAAAAAUAAGAAAGAAAGAAAGAGAGAGAGAAAGGAAAAAAUGAAGAAAGAAGGAAAGAAAGAAAAGAUAAAUACGAAAAAAAAUGAGAGAACGAAAGUACCUUUACCUACUGCAUUAGGUGCUCGCAUGCGUCGUUGAGGAGAUCGACCUACAGCGCAAUACACUUUACUUCCCACUGCAGCUCGUUAUGUCUUGCAAGAAGUCUGACCUCUCCGAUCGGAUAUAAUGCAUUACCACGUGUACAGCAGUCUUUCACCUUCACGUGUUACAGGAGUGUAACAUGCUGUCGAUUUUUUUUUUUUUUUUUUUGUCUGCGUUUACCCACGUUUUUGUGCUUUCUUGGUUUAAUAUAGCAAGCGUUUCGUGAUAAUAUCUUACAAGGCUUUCCUGGCAAUAUCCGUAACAAAAGUCACCCAUUGAGCGAAAACUUAUCAUCGUUCUCUUUCAACUUGAUCUUAAACUAUCUAAUCGGGAGCGUCGAUUCUACCUGCUCCUGUUUUUAUCCUGAAACAGAAUCAUUCGAUAUAUAUUUGUUUCUUAUUUGGCCUAGCCGCUGCGCUGUUCUCGAUUUGCAUCUCAAAAUUUAAUUUUAUCACUUGAACAGUCAAUUCAUUGCCUUGCUAUAAUUCGUGUUUAUGUGGAAGGAUUAAGUCCGUAUACAUUAGCUGCGCUGGGUGCUUAACUUUAACAGGUUUCUCUGCUGAUGUCUUUUCGCUUAGAAAGUGUUAACUGUUUCUGCAGUAUCAAUUUUGUAACCAUGGCAGUGUUCUCCUUCGGCAACAGUUUGCGCAACCUUUGUGCAGGCGUCGUGAAGAGUGUCCGUAGUGCUUCUAUUGGGGCCGAAUUCUUGGGUCGUUGCGGACGCCAUUUACUGCUCAAGUACAACAUUGACACUGGUGCUUUUUACAAGGUCGUCGAGCGUUUUUGCCUGGUCACACAUCUCUGCUACGCAGUGGUUGAGAAGUACAGUGACAACAUGACGUUGUUUCAAGACAAAAUUGUGGACUGUUACCGAAGAUACGCCUUGUUGGUUGUCGCAACGCGCCCUGAUCUUCUCGGCGAGGAACUGAGCAAUAACAUCGACAAGAUUACAAGGGAAACUAGGGUAUGCAUGAAGAAGAGAAUGCCGAAGGACAAAGACGUCAUGCUGGGCGUGAUCCGCUACAUACGGCGACUCUUCUUCAUGGCAUGAUCCUACUGAAAUGCUGUGUGCCAACGGACUUUUAUAUAUCUAUUUUAUUCCAUUGAGUUGACGGCAGCCACUGAUACAUGGUGACUGCAUGUCCUUCCAUACGGAUUAGUUGCAACGUGUGGAAACUGAUCACCUGAAGUUUAGUAGUCGCAAUACGUAGCCAUCGGACAUCAGCAAUGUUGCUUUCCAACUUAAAGAUUUAUAGUGCACCAUACUCUCUUUUGCUUUACGCAUCAGAAAACUUAUUUUCUGAUAUUAAUAAUCUCACCGCACACAUUCUUUCUUGAAAUUUUUGCCCCUUUUAAGUAAACCCACUCCGCUUCGUUAUGCAUAAGCCGGUAUUUCGGCAGCGCUUACUCCGCGAGCAAUACUGAGAGUGAGGAUAUCGAGCAGUCUUCCUUAAAACCCACACAAAUAAAUUCACACGACAGUAUCGCCAUGACGCAGCUUGUGGCAGUAAAACACGUACUUGCGCUCUCACGUUCUCGAGUGGCAAGACAAUUUAACAUUCGGAGGCCGUUUCUUUCGCGCUCACGUAGCCUACAGCAGGCUAAGCUGAUGCACCCCGCGUCCGUGACAUUUUUGUGAAUGCUUAAGUCAAGCAUGACAAAAACUUGCAGACGAGAGAACAACGCCACAUAACGUUUUAAGAGGUCAUUGCGUAAAUGCAGAGGUUGGCGUGGCUCAAGCAACACUAGACGUAGCUUAAGCCGCAGUGUGUCACAGUGUGUCAAUCGGCUGUUCAAGCGGUAAUGAUUCGCCGGAGAAUCACGUGACCGUCGAAUCACGCGAACGGCGCCGCGCACGUUUCAGCGACCGCGUUUCUUCGUUUCACCUUCGGACACGCCAAGCCCUCUAUGCUCUUGCAAAA